AUGGACGCAACGAAAUUUGCAACGUUACUACUUCUCAAUGAGGCUCGACCAUCGUCCCGUUGGCACGUUCGUUAUUCGAAGAUAGUUCGCGCCUUAUUGACAAAGAGGAACCCACUAGAAGUGACGCGUCUGAUUGUGUCGCUUCGUUUGAUUCCAGAAACGAGAGCUGUUUCCGACACGCUACACAGACAGCUAGUUGCGAUCCACAAGAAUAUUCCUAACGUCAUGUCUGACGCAUGGAUGGGGUUGGGACUGGACCCCAGAGAAUUGUUUGAAGUCCUUGGCUGGCACCUUACACACACUGGCGAUGAAAAACUGGUGUUUUUGCACGAAUGGGUACUGUACAUGAUACGGUAUCGAAAAGCGCACUCGGCAGCACUCGACAUCGAUGAAGCAUUCAGCCUAUUAUUCCCAAACAAGAAACCGGGACAAGUGUAUGCUUAUCUCCAUCGACUGGGAAAAAAACGUGGUCAAGAAGAGCGUGCGAAAACCCUGUUGUAUCUUUAUGGCGAGGUCAGAAAUCUUGCCUCACCGGAGAACCAGACGAAGGCUCAAAGGCUUAUGUUUCGAGAGGUGCAACUCGAAAAGACUCCACCCCAUGUUCGUGCUUUCGCGGAGCUUGCUGUACCUUCAGGGCAUAUGAACGCUCCAGCUUUUGCGCAUUUGCUUGAAAAAGUUCGUCCAUUGGGGCCAGAAGAUUUGUACGCUAGACUCAUGGAUAUUGUCAAGACGUUGCGGUUCUUAAGACCCCCAGCGGAAGUGGUGCAAGUACUGGCAUCUCUUCACAUGAUCCCGGGCAAUGAAUUCAUUGCUACUGAGAUGCACAGAAUACUUGCAAGCCAGUACCUGCCAGGGCGAAUGCGCUUUGUGUGGAUGGAGGCGGGACUGCACCCUGGGAUCAUUCAGGAGAGUUGCAUCGGUGGAAGGUAUGUGCCGUACGACUUCUUCAAUUAUGCACUUGAAACUGAAUUACGCGAGUACUCUAAGCUGUUUGAAGUUGUGCAUCCAUACGCAUACAUCACACGUGAUGCUAAUGAGCUUGUGUUGCAUUACAAAUAA
Molecule: messenger RNA, 1059 nt
Organism: Hyaloperonospora brassicae
Lineage: Eukaryota; Oomycota; Peronosporomycetes; Peronosporales; Peronosporaceae
Source: the annotation of a GenBank genome assembly